UUUCUUGGUAAUAUCGAUCUACCCGGCCGGUACAACGCUAACAACCAAGUGACUGUGUGUGAGACAUGGAGGAGGAGGCGACACCAGGAAGUUCUGGAACAAACCAGGUGCAAAGAGAUAGCACGCAAAAGGCACCAGAUAAAGACACACAAAAGACGCAGGAUGACAGCGAAGAAAAGCCGAAGAAAACAAAAGGUAUCGACCCGACAAUUCUUAAAACACUUCUCUCUGAGACAGAUAGUCUUUACAGAGGAGGAUUCAAAAGACCCAAGGAUCGACUGGAAUACGUCUGUCAAGACUUUGGACUGCAGUUUAGGAAAUCAGACCCCGGUGGAACCGGUUGUUUUUUUACAGCUGUGUGUGAUCAGCUCAAUCGACUUAACAAAUCUCCAAACUCUGCCCCUCGGGAGCAAUAUUCACCACACUUUCUUCGCAAGGAGCUUGUUAAUUUCCUCGUCAGACCUAAAAAUAGGGUAUAUGAGGGAACCAAUGGACAAAUAAACCUAGAAGAUAACCUUGGUGAAGGGAAAACAAUUGAGAAUUGGUUAACCAAAAUGGGAGAAGAAGAUGCGAAAGUAGAUCAUGUAGCAGUGAUAGCCAUGGCCAUCUUAACACAGCGAAACAUCAUGCUUAUCACUAGCGCACCCGAUAGCACUCUGGCCGACCCAAACAAUCGAAUGACAAAAAUACCUGCCAUAACAGAAAAGUCCUUUGACAUAGCAGACUGCAUUCUCCUGGGCUACUACGGGAAAUCCCGCUUCGUCAGUCUCGAUCAAUUUGUUGAUCAAAUCGGAACCAAAGAAAUGUCUAAAAAAAUCAGACUGACAGAUAAACAUAGUGUGGAAGGAUACCAAAAGCUGUACGAGGACAGUGAAAAAAUAAAUGUUAAAGAAACACUAGCCAGCAGAGAGCCAAACAACACCGUGGCCAAACAACCAACAAAGAAAUUCGGUACUAUGAUAAGGAAAACACAGACGGGUUUGACUUCGGUGAUUCAACCUGGUAAGCCAUACUACAUAGACGACGAAAUGGAGGCCAAGUCAUUUCCGUUUCCCGUCUUCAGAUAUGAAGCAAAUGAAGGAGAGCUUACGGUGAAAUGGCAGUGGCACAACGACAAACGCCAUGUGGCCACUACUAUACAGGUCGCAGGAGUCGAGUUCAUUGACCGUGGUGGCGUCACUUGGUGUCCCAGCAAAAUCGUGCAUAAUGAAAAAGUUGUCAACUGCAAACAGUGUGUAUGGGUUCAUAAUAGGAUUGACAAAAAGGAGUCUCAAGUGAUCGAUUGCUUAAUACCGUGUGAGGAAUACAGGAUCUUUCUUGUGGACCAUUUCCGAACUACCAUGUACACGGACACUAUAGAAAGGACAACAUCUGAUAUGAUGUAUUACACGCCAGCGCCUGAUCCCCUAGAGCUCACAGUUAUCGACAGUUUCAUUAAUGAAGAGGUCAUGAUACAAUGGACGCUUAAAAAUAAGAGAUCUUUGGCAUACAUAGAUUCUGUGGAGCUCUGCAUUCAAAACGGAAUAACCAAGCAAACUUGUGUCCCCCCACAAAGGAAUGACACACUCCAAAAAUGCUUCGUUCUCAAAGAAAUUAAAGAGAACAUUAAAGUCAAUGUCAAAGUGAAGGCUGGUCAACUGUCAGACGAAGUGGAACUAGUCAUUAUGCAUUCUCCGAAGGCGAGGCGUCCUCAACUCGACCGAUAUGGAUACUGGACGGGACAUACAGAAAAGAAUUUUGAAUAUAGUAUCGGUAAUAUUUAUUAUGAAAAACUCCCAUGGAAGCGUGUGGCAUCGAAAGCAAAGAACAUGGAAACAGAUAUACGAAUUGCGGCUGUUAUACGAAUGCACAAAUUACGAUGUGGUGCAUUGGCUUGUCAGCUUGAAAGUCAACAACAGAUCACGGAGCAACCGUCGCCAUUGUCACCACAGCAACGAUCACAAUCGCCACCUCUAGAAGUGCAGGUCAAUUAUCAGCUUGAAAGUCAACGAAAGACAACGGUGCAACCAUCGCCGUCGUCACCACAGCAACGCUCACAACCGCCACCUCUAGAAGUGCAGGUCAAUUAUCAGCUUGAAAGUCAACGAAAGACAACGGUGCAACCAUCGCCGUCGUCACCACAGCAACGCUCACAACCGCCACCUCUAGAAGUGCAGACUGAACACGCCUACGAAUCUGAUGGUCGUCAUUCUGCUAUGCCUGGAGAACAUCACUUUCGUAUACCAUUGAGCUGCCGUAUUGAUGACAACAGUGUCCUCAUAGGCAAUGGUGAUGGGAAUAUGGUAGCAGAUCUUACCAAAGAAGAGAACAGAGAUCAAGAAAAGGAAAACUGUCAAAGAGAGAAGUUUAGGCAAAGGGAAGACGAAAGAAAGGAAGAGAAAAAUCUAAAGGAAGAGGAAAAGCUCAGAAAAGAGGACGAAACAAGGAUAAAAGAAAAAGAAAAGCGAAGGGAAAAAGAGGAAAAACAUAUAGAAGAGGAAGAAAAGCGAAUGGAAAGAGAGGAAAAACGAAUAGAAGAGGAGAAAAUUCGUAAGGAAGCGGAAAAAAAACGUAGAGAAGAGGAGGAAAAACGUAUAGAAAAGGAGGAAAAGCGAGAAAAGGCGUAA
Messenger RNA from Mizuhopecten yessoensis (Yesso scallop), 2606 nucleotides. RefSeq lists its product as uncharacterized. The transcript is spliced from 19 exons. Bases 66 to 2606 code for a protein of 846 amino acids. The record is from RefSeq and is a predicted model, not a curated record. NCBI's taxonomy places the organism in Eukaryota, Metazoa, Mollusca, Bivalvia, Pectinida, Pectinidae.